This is a messenger RNA of Danio rerio (zebrafish), 7909 nucleotides long. NCBI's taxonomy places the organism in Eukaryota, Metazoa, Chordata, Actinopteri, Cypriniformes, Danionidae. The record is from RefSeq and is a predicted model, not a curated record.
CGUACGAUUGAUAAUGCAUAAUCGUGCUAAUCAAUGCCAGGAAAAAUAAACUUCAACUGAAACUGGCAGUACCGAUAGAGAUCGUAAGUAUUCACAAAACACGCUUCUUGUAAAAUAUGUGUUUAUAUAUGCAUGUAGCCUAAAAAAACAGAAAAAUUAGACUUAUGAUUUGUAUAGUUUAACCGACUGCUUCUAUAAUGUUCUGCAGAUGAAGAUAUUAGAUGGUCAGAGUGUGAAUAUAAAUACAAAAUACUAAUUUAUGUGUGGAACUAUUUCUUUAAAUAGAGCAGAUUCAUUACAAUGAUUGAUUCGUGCAUCAGUCUAGCGAGGGCAUCAGUGAGGCGGUGAUGAUGGCUACUCGGAAGAACUGACAAUCCUGUGCAUCGGAUACCAAAUUACUUGUCCUACUAUGGUAACGGAAUAGCUCAUGAAUAUUAAUUAGGACUUGUUUUCGUCACUGCAUAUCCUCCUGUGAACAUCCAGUCAGGGGCCAUUGUUAAUAAUAACAAACAAUAGUUAGUUCCUAAAUUCGCAGAAGGAUUCGUUGAUUGGUCACACCAACAGCGCCCACUUUGACCGCGUCGAGCUUUCAGCCAACCAGUUGGGAAAACUGUGUACGUCGUUAAUAUUUAUGAACCAGGCCUUCGCCGUAGUAGGAUUCCGAAAUUAGCGAGGGGGGAAGCGUACAAAAACGCUGACUUCCUGUAUUUUAUUAUAACGAAUGAAUACAUUACGCAGAGCGUAAAGCAGUGGGGUUUCAAAUCUAAAAAUCGUUAUCGUUUUGGAUGCCACUGCUGUAAAUGCGGAUUGUUUACAGCACCCCUCGCAUCCUUUCCUCCCUCCCCUUUUCCUCUUUCCCGGAGCGCCGGAGCGCUGGUGGUGAGGCAGCGGCUGCAGCUGCUCCCGCUGACCGAAGAUAGCGCCUGCAGAACCGGCCACGGCCGUCACAUCACCCCGGGCCCUUGGAGAGGGCGAACCACAGCAAAGCAGGAAGCAAGCUUUUGACGCCACAUCAUUGUGCAGCAUCAUCCUUCCGUAAAAAAAGCGCACGGCUCCUUCUGGAUUUGAUUAAUCUACACCUUCAGGUCUUUUCAGGAGUUUGGAUGUCCAGUUUCACAUGAUAUGGCUGUUCUCAAACUAGUCGACCAGCCACCGCUAGUCCAAGCCAUCUUUAACGGAGACCCAGAUGAGAUUCGUGUGCUCCUAUGUAAAUCAGAAGACGUCAAUGCACUGGAUGCUGAGAAACGUGCUCCCCUGCAUGCAGCAGCCUUCCUCGGAGAUGCUGAGAUCACAGAGCUCCUCAUUGUGUCAGGUGCACGGGUCAAUGCCAAAGACAAUAUGUGGUUGACUCCACUCCACAGGGCAGUGGCAUCACGUAGCGAGGAAGCUGUUCGUGUGCUAAUUCGUCAUUCUGCUGAUGUUAAUGCUCGGGAUAAAAACUGGCAGACACCUCUGCAUGUCGCUGCCGCCAACAAGGCCCUGCGCUGUGCUGAGGUCAUCAUCCCACUACUGAGCAGCGUUAACGUAUCAGAUCGUGGAGGACGCACCGCCCUGCACCACGCUGCCCUCAAUGGGCACACAGAGAUGGUGAGUCUCCUUCUGGCAAAGGGUGCUAACAUCAACGCUUUUGAUAAAAAAGACUGCCGUGCACUACACUGGGCAGCAUAUAUGGGUCACUUAGAUGUAGUGUGUUUACUGGUGAGCCAAGGGGCCGAGAUCAGCUGCAAAGACAAGAGAGGAUACACACCUCUACAUGCCGCCGCUUCUAACGGUCAGAUCGCUGUCGUCAAACACCUGCUCAGCCUGGCCGUAGAGAUAGAUGAAGCCAAUGCCUUUGGGAAUACGGCCCUGCAUGUUGCGUGUUUUAAUGGACAGGACGCAGUGGUCAGUGAGCUGAUAGAUUACGGUGCUAAUGUCAGUCAGCCUAAUAACAAAGGCUUCACUCCUCUCCACUUUGCUGCUGCGUCCACUCAUGGUGCCCUCUGUCUAGAGUUCCUGGUCAACAGCGGAGCAGAUGUCAAUGUCCAGAGUCGCGAUGGGAAAAGCCCUCUUCAUCUGACGGCUGUUCAUGGGCGGUUUACACGGUCCCAGACGCUCAUUCAAAACGGAGGAGAGAUUGAUUGUGUUGAUAAGGAUGGAAACACUCCACUGCACGUUGCUGCUCGAUAUGGUCAUGAACUUUUGAUUAACACUCUAAUAACGAGUGGAGCCGACUGCACAAGAAGAGGCGUACACGGCAUGUUCCCUUUGCAUUUGGCAGCUCUGAAUGCUCAUGCUGACUGCUGCCGGAAACUCCUCUCUUCAGGACGGAGGUAUAGCAUAAUGUGCCCUCUCAGUAAUGACUCGGUCCUGUCUGCAGGCUUCCAAAUCGAUACGCCUGAUGACCUGGGGAGGACAUGUCUGCACGCUGCAGCCGCAGGAGGAAAUGUGGAAUGUGUGAAGCUAUUGCUCAGCAGUGGAGCCGAUCAUAACCGCAGGGACAAACAUGGAAGGACCCCUCUUCAUUAUGCGGCAGCUAGUCGUCACUUUCAGUGCCUGGAGACUUUGGUGUCCUGCGGUACCUGCAUUAACGCCACUGACCAGUGGGGGCGCACUGCUGUUCACUACGCUGCUGCUUCCGACCUGGACAGAAGGCGGCGUGUGGUCCUGGAGCCGGAGAGUGACGGAGUUCAAGCUGAGAGGGAGAAGGAGGCCGCUCUGUGUCUGGAGUUCCUGUUGCAGCAUGGCGCUGGCCCAUCGCUUAAAGAUAAACAAGGCUACAGUGCGGUUCACUAUGCUGCAGCGUACGGCCACAGACAUUGCUUAAAACUGCUUUUGGACAGAGAUGAAAACCAUCAAGAUGACAUGGAGAACAACCAAACCAGAAGCCCUUUACAUCUGGCUGCAUAUCACGGGCACGCGCAGGCUCUAGAAGUGCUCUUGGAGGGUCACUGUGAGGUGGAUCAGGGGGAUGAAGUUGAUCGGACUCCACUGGCCCUUGCUGCUCUCAGGGGCCACACUGACUGUGCUCUCACACUUCUGAACCACGGGGCUUCCCCGAGAAGCAGAGAUACUGUCAGAGGACGUACGCCCAUCCACCUUGCAGUCAUGAAUGGUCAUACAUCAUGUGUGCGCCUCCUGUUGGAAGACUCUGAUAAUGCAGAUCUGGUGGACACAGCCGACUCUCAGGGACAGACCCCUCUAAUGCUGGCAGUAAUGGGGGGUCAUGUGGACGCUGUGUCUCUUCUGUUGGAGCGUGACGCCAGUGUGGACAUGGCUGAUCAUCACGGUCUGACUGGUCUACACCUUGGGCUCUUAUGUGGACAGGAGGAAUGUGUUCAGUCUCUGCUGGAGCUGGAGGCAUCAGUGCUGCUGGGGGACUCCAGGGGUCGGACAGCAAUCCACCUGGCUGCAGCAAGAGGCCACGCAUCUUGGUUGAGCGAAUUGCUCAGUAUCGCGUGUAUUGAACCCCCGUUGCCCCCUUUGCGAGACAACCAGGGAUAUACGCCCUUACAUUAUGCCUGUUACUAUGGUCAUGAGGGCUGUGUAGAAGUCAUACUCGAUCAAAAAGACUUUUGCCAGUUUGAAGGGAACCCCUUUACACCUCUGCAUUGUGCUGUGGUCAAUGACCAUGAGACCUGUGCCACCCUUUUAUUAGAAGCCAUGGGAUCAAAGAUUGUAACAUGCAAAGACUCCAAGGGCAGGACACCCUUCCAUGCCGCUGCAUUUGCUGGCCAUGUAGACUGUGUUCAGUUGCUCUUGUCCCAUAAUGCGUCUGUGAAUGAGGUUGACCAAUCAGGACGCAGUGCUCUUUGUAUGGCAGCAGAGAAAGGAAGGGUUGAGGUUGUAGAAGCUUUGCUUGCUGCUGCCGAUGUGAACAUAAAUCUGAUUGACCAGAAGGGCAAUACAGCACUCCAUCUAGCCUGCAGUAAUGGAAUGGAGGAAUGUGCUUUGCUCCUUCUUGGAAAACUUCCAGACUCUGCCCUUGUCGCUACAAACAGUGCACUGCAAACCCCUCUUCACCUGGCUGCUCGCAGUGGGAUGAAGCAGACGGUGCAGGAGCUGCUCUCUCGUGGGGCCAGCGUUCAAGUGCUAGAUGAGAAUGGUCUCACCCCUGCUCUGGCUUGCGCUCCCAGCAGGGAAGUGGCUGACUGCCUGGCUCUCAUUCUGGCUACCAUGAUGCCUUUCUGCUCCCCUUGCAGCUCCGGAGCUCCCUCCCCAGGCACCCUGCUGAAAUCUUUGCCCCACCAGGCCAAGAGUCCCCAAGGCCCCCGCAGUCCAAAGGAUCCCUCCGGCCCCUCCAGUGAGGGCACGACCACUGAAAACGACUCUGACUCAGAGACUUUUUGACCCCGGCUCCUUCUAGAGGCACUCGUCGUAGUUUUCACUGCACAUAUUGUCAUGAUGAACUUUACAGAAGUUGUACAGAUUUUUAAUUAGUCUCUGUAAGAAGAGAUUAUGACACAUGACAUGGCACACCUGGUACGCUUCGGUUCAGCCACACUCGUUUGCACAAGAGAUUUUUCAAAAGCCAUUUUAAUCAUUUUAACGCAGUACGAUUGAGAUUACCAAAUGUUGACUGACUUGGAGUACGAAGAUGCAAAGUGCGGAGCGGUGUGUCUUAAUGGGUGGAUUUUUGAAAGCACAAACCAUGUGGAAACACAAGGUGAGGUUACGCUCAUUUUACUGAUGAUGUCACUUUGGGACCAAUUUGGAAUCAAGAAUUCACAUUUUUUGGACCAACAGGGGUAUUGGUGCCACUUUUCCUAACUGCAUUAAGUAUUUAUUCGCAAGCAAGGUUAAGGGCUGAAAUACAUGAUGUGGCUAAAACUCAGAUUUCUGCCCCAUUCAAUGAGUUUGAGACAAGUUGCUAAAAGUCAGAAGCAGCCUACAGGCUAAUAUCUUUAGAUUAAGAUUUAAGUCUAGUCUGAAGAUUAUUUAUUCGUCUGAAAAUUUGUUUUUUAAAUAACCGUCAAGCCUAGUUUUGUGUCAUCCUCAGUUGAUUAGGUUGUGUUCACAGUAGUUUGGUUCUUUUGGUAUGUUUGGUCCGCAUCAAAAAAGAAACGGUUACAUUUAGUCCUGUUUUGCCUAGGAUUCGCUAGCAUUUUUAAGACCAAACCUAAAUAAAUAAAUAUAUUUAUAUAUACAAACCAAACAACGGCAUGACUUGUUUUUGGUUUGUUUGGAUAUGUCACCCAUGUUAUUACUCAAUUGAAUUAUCAGUGGUUAUUAGCGGAUAUAGGCUAGUAGGGGCCUUCUGUGCCUGCUGGUAGGCUCAGAAGGCUGUUAUCAUCCAUCAACAUGGUUAAUCAGCUAUACUAAUAGAGAAGACUCCAGAUCCAGAUCUGUUUUUACAUACAUACUGUUAUGGUUGGGGUAAGGGUGGACAUUAAUAAAAUACAAUUAGUGGGAAAUUUAAUAAAUAAUAUAAAUAAUUCUCGUUAACUUCUGGAGACGUAUGUGAUCUAUAGCUGAUUAACCAUGUAGAUGAAUGAUAACAGCCUUUUGAGACUACUAGUAGAUGCAGAAGGCUCCUACUGGCCCAUAACUUAUCAACUGAUAACCACUAAUAACGGCCAUUCAAUCAAAUAAUAACUUUUGAAUCGGCUGGAUAUGUUAAUAUGUCAGUCAAACUGCACAAGAGUUUGUUUUGAAGCGAACUGAGAUCCCCCUUAUUUCAGUGGUCUUUGUCCACUUGGAUGGUUGCACAUCUAGGUUUGGAUGGCAUCAUUCACAUAUGAACCACUCUAACAUAUCCAGAGUUUUCUUAAAUAAAACCAAACAUGCCCAAAUUGUGAACACAUCCUCUUACAAUGUAUGAUGGCUAGUGUUUUAAUAUCGGUUUCAGUUUUUGAAGUCAUGUAUUCCAGCCUUAAGCCAAAUUCAAAUGCAAGUACUACCCAAGUUAAACCCAGUGUAAUGUGAUGAGAAUACAAUGCAAGUACACUAGUUGUGCUUUACACAUUGCAUUUUCAAAUACAUAUUAUAAAUAUGAAAAAAAAGCAUUUUUAGUUUGUAAUAUUUUUCCAAAAAACAACUCUAUUCCUAGGCCUUGAUGAUCUGAUCCUUUUGGAGAAUGGUUUGUUCCUUUCAGUCUUAGACACAGUGUUUAAUAAUACUUCUAUUCAUGUUGAAUUUUAGAAUCUAGUGAGAGGAUGUGGCAUGUUAUGUGAAUCAGGAUGUUCUCAAGUCUGUACUGAUAUUUAUUAACAUUUAGAAUAUAAUGGUACUUCAAUUGUAUGCACUUAUUUAUAGGAAAUGUUCAUCCCAUAAAUUAAAAUCCUGUUAUUAUUUACUCAUGUUGCUCAAAAUGCUGGAACAGAAGCAGACUUUCUGAAAAGCCCAAAUGUGGCUCUUUUCUGUACAAAAACAGUUUAUAGUGACCAGGAUUCCAAAAAUGACAAAGAAAUACCUCAAAAUAGAAGCACAUACUGUAAUACAAGUCUCGAGGAGUGUUUUAGAAACUUUGUCUUAGAAAGAGGGAGAAAUUUAUACAGCAAUUCCCCCCUUUCUUUGAAGUCCAGAAAUAAAUGUAAACUAAAUGAAGCAUGUUUCAUGAAACUAGGAACUAUGGAAUCUGGUAUAAUAACAAUCAAGUAGUAGGUGCAAUGAUAUUGCACAGUACUUUGCCUAGUUAGCUAGAGACUAUUUUCAGAUGCUGCAUAAUAGCAUUAGCAAUGCUGUAGGCAUGGUAUAGUAAAAAUGAAAGUUUCUUGAUUAUUACGCUAGUAUAAGAGUAUAGUUCCUCUCCAUAUUGACCUAGAAAAUAGUGACUUUUCAUUUUCUGUCAGUCUUGGUACACAAUGUAACUACAAAAAAGCCAACAUGCUAAUGUUCUAAUCUGAUUCAAUGACUUAUGCUAAGCUAAGCUAAGCUAAAACUGCUCCCGCCAGACCUGGAGAUCGGCUGAAUGCAUUAAAAAAUGGUAAAACUUGACUGUUUUACUCUUGAGGAGUUGUAAAAUGAGACUAUUUACAAAUAAAGUGGUGUGUUUAAGUAGAGAUAUUUAGUUUAAACUGACUUGAUCUAGAGCAGUCACAGCUCACUGGAGGCAAGUUUGUCAGUGAAUAAUAACUUCAGUUUUAGUCUGGGCCUCACUAUUGGUUUUAAAAGACUUGUUUUGUUGUCCAUAAACAAAAGCAAGAUGAGACUGAGUAAAUAAUGACAGUUGGGAGUAAAGUAUUCAUUAAACACUGAAUCCUGAAUUGUCUUUUUAUUGUUUUCCUUUUGAAGUUUACUUAAUUAUUUGCACUUGUUGAAUGUCAAUCCCUUUUCCUUGAUUUCUAAACAUGCUUUUUGGGGGUUAUGGGCAGCGAGGGAGUUUCAAUUUGGAGUAUAUUUGCCUAAUGUAAAGACCUUUCAGCCAACAUUUAGGCUAAGUCUUGCCAGACAGACUCAUUCCAAAGCAAAUUUAAGAUUAAAAUCAAAACCGUUUGUAUGUUUGCCUUUGUCUACCAUGUGCCAGUUUCUCCACUGUGUCUAGUGCCUUGUUCUGCAUUUUCAGAAGGUGUUAGAUUACAUCAAUGUGUUUUUGUGUAUUAGAGUGUAAUGAAAGAGUUCACACCUGUAAACCAAUGUUUUCUUUUUUUAACCAUGUCCUGAUGCUUGUGCCUAUGAGAGUGUGAUUUACAAUAGAAAAUAAUCUUUGUACAUAUCGACUCAUGUACAUCAUCAUCAUCACCACCACCAGAGCAAAUAUUGCACACAACUGUCCUAUAACAAAAGCACAUGGUUUUCUUUUAUGAAUUAGAUGGAUCGUGAGUGGAAGAAUGCAGAGAAAAAAGCCCAACAGUAUUACAACAGAAAAUAAAAGCUUUGAGAGUGACAAUCUUCUAGAUCAUGCGGUUUUCUCCAUUCUGAUGUUCGAGGUUCUUUGUCAAAUUUCUUUUAUAUAAAUUGUAUGAAUAUUAUAUAAAAUGCUUUAACAGAA